AUGGCAAUCGCCAAACGUUGUGCUCCAGACGCUGAGGAAGACCCUUGGGAUGCGCACUCGAGCAUAAUGACAUGGGCAUCCUCAAUCUUGCUCGCCAUAAUCUUCCUCAUCGUGCUAGGGGUUUCGACCAUCUGGCUCACCGUCCACCCGAGGCAGCUCCAGUUCGCCGUCGAGGACGUCUUGGUCUCUAACUUCAAGCCCAACAACAACCGGAGCCGCCUCGUCACUGCCAACUUCAGCAUCAAGAUGUCGACCAACAACUCCAAUCACCGGGUCACAUUCACCUAUGAAUCAAUGAAUGUGUCCGUGAAGAUCCGGGACCAAAUUCUCGCGUCCGCCAACGGCCCGCCUCUAUUCCACGACAAGGACAAAUUCAAGGAGUUCUGGGUGUAUCUCACGUCAAAUAAUGUGGAGCUACAUGGGUCCACGUUGAAGGACUGGAAGGAAACGGGAUUCGAGGACAUCAAGAUCAACGUGAUCAUUCAGGCGCGCGUCAAGUUCAAGGCCCUGCAUUGGAAGCAGGACCACUGCAGGAUCCAGAUAUUCUGCGGCGAAGUGGAGGCCCACUCACCGGGGAAGGCCUUUAAGCAGACCAACUGCGAUGUCGAACUUUGA
Molecule: messenger RNA, 615 nt
Organism: Eucalyptus grandis
Lineage: Eukaryota; Viridiplantae; Streptophyta; Magnoliopsida; Myrtales; Myrtaceae
Exons: 1
Coding region: 1-615 (204 amino acids)
Cellular component (GO): plasma membrane
Source: RefSeq, a predicted model, not a curated record